AAGUGGAAGUGGCGCCACGGAGGCACCUAGUACUGUGGCGUCUGGUCACUAGCGAACCGUAGCGUACUUAGGACACCACAGUUUAUUUUUCCUUAGUGCUCCUAACGGAUAUAGAAAAUAGCGCUUGUUGCUCAACGCUUUACAUUUUUAUACCAUUGCCGGUAACUCUCCCUGUUUCACAGAUGGGGAAACGGAGGCUCACACUUACUCAGUCCUCUUGAGGUCUCUCACGAAUUCGUGAGAGGUAGAGCCUGAAUUUAAUUCUUGCCCGCCAAUGGCAUAUGUUAGAGCCUGCGUUGGGGGAGACAGCCUGCCCCAUCCCCCCCGCCAGCGCACGCAAUGGUUAUGAGAAGUAAGAAAGUGAGGAGCGGUCCUGAGACUGACCCCAUGUCCUAUACCUAGCUCAAGGCCUCUCUCUGGCUUACCAGUAAACUGCUUUGAAGUUACAGAACUUUGUACUUGAGUGCUGGAAGAGACCUUGGGAAUCCCGGGUUCCAUCCUUUUAUACAGAUGAAUGCACUGUGGGCCAGAGAUAGGAAGUGACCGGCCCACGCAGCCACUUUAGAACAUUUUUAAAAACAAGAGCCCUAGAAACGUCUAUUCCGUUCCAUUGAUCAAGUAAAACAAGCUUAGCCAGAACUGGUAGUUCUACAUCUUAAUGCAGAAUCCUUCUUGGUCCGCCUGGGUCACCUCCUCUUGCUGGAUUCAGCUACUGUUCAUGGAAGAAACCAUGAAGCCACAGAAGACGCGAAUGCAGAGUUUGAGUCCAGAUCCCAGAGCCCAGUACACGAGUAUCUACGGAGCCCUCAAGAGAAUCAUGCGGACCGAAGGCUUCUGGAGGCCCUUGCGGGGCCUCAAUGUCAUGAUCAUGGGUGCAGGGCCGGCCCACGCCAUGUAUUUUGCCUGCUAUGAAAACAUGAAAAGGACUUUAAAUGACGUUUUCCACCACCAAGGAAACAGCCACCUAGCCAACGGGAUAGCUGGGAGUAUGGCCACCCUGCUCCACGAUGCGGUAAUGAAUCCAGCAGAAGUGGUGAAGCAGCGCUUGCAGAUGUACAACUCGCAGCACCGGUCAGCCCUCAGCUGCAUCCGGAUGGUGUGGAGGACCGAGGGGUUGGGGGCCUUCUACCGGAGCUACACCACGCAGCUGACCAUGAACAUCCCCUUCCAGUCCAUCCACUUCAUCACCUACGAGUUCCUGCAGGAGCAGGUCAACCCCCACCGGACCUACAACCCGCAGUCCCACAUCAUCUCAGGCGGGCUGGCCGGGGCCCUCGCUGCGGCCGCCACGACCCCCCUGGACGUCUGUAAGACCCUUCUCAACACUCAGGAGAACGUGGCCCUCUCUCUGGCCAACAUCAGCGGCCGGCUGUCAGGCAUGGCCAAUGCCUUUCGGACGGUGUACCAGCUCAAUGGCCUGGCCGGCUACUUCAAAGGCAUCCAGGCGCGUGUCAUCUACCAGAUGCCCUCCACCGCCAUUUCUUGGUCUGUCUAUGAGUUCUUCAAAUACUUCCUCACCAAGCACCAGCUGGAAAAUCGAGCUCCAUACUAAAGGAACAGGCUAUGGGAAGGGAUCAUAGAAUCUUUUCUUCUUAAAGCCAUUCUCUGCCUGCAUCCAGCCCCUUGCCCUCUCCUCACACAUUUUUUUGCAGGGUGCUCCCUAUGGGUCCUCUGCUCCUCGAUGCCUUAGAGGGAGGAGGGGACGGGCCAGCUGCUCACGGGAAGGCUGUCUGCAGGGACAUCCGAGGCGGUGGUGGACCAGAAAGGCUUUGGAAGGGGAGCGAGAAAUUGCUUUUUCUCUUCCUCCCUCGGCAGAAUGUAGCUUUUCUGCUUCACUGUGGCAGCCCCCUCUGUGGAUCCUCAGAUCUCACAGGAGGGAAGAAAACUUGCAGUGACUGAAAACAGUAAAAACAUUUUUUAUGUAUAUAAAAGUUCCAUUACACAGUACAAAAUAGAUGGAUAAUGUUUAUCCUUUAUUUUUCUAUGUAGAAGUUUUUGAAUUUGUGUGUGUGCUUGUGCGUGUCUACACCUAGUAUUACGGCUGGGACUCUAGCUGUUGUUUUUUUUUUUUUUUUUUUUUUAAAUGAGAGGGUUGAAUUCUUCCAUCAGGUGAACGAAAAAGGCACCAAAGUAAUAAAUCACUGAAUGUGGCCUGCAGCUGUGUUUUUAGCCCCUCCAGAUGGAAGUUUCACUUGAAUGUAAAAUAAUAAAAAUUAAGUUUAUAUUUUGAAUUUCUCUUUUCAUGGGGGGAAAAAAAGGUACGUUUAAAAAAAUUUAAAUAAUGAUAUGUCACUUGCAGCUACCUUUUUUUUUUCCCUUUUAAAUUCAAUCAGCCACUUCAUGUGCCUUUUUUCCUUUGUCUUUCCCCAAAAUGCCAGGACCAGAGACCUAGACCUGGCCCUGGCCCGUUUACUCCUGCUGUGUAUACACACGCACACGUGCGGGGGGCAGGAUCUCGCCCGCUGGAGGUUGGUGGAGCGCAGCAGAAUCAGGGCGGCUGGGCGUAAACCUGUUGAGACUGCCUCCUCCCCUUGUGAGCGAGGUGAAUCCUGCCUCCCCGGUCAGCACUUAGAAGCCCUUCAUAGGUAGCACUUGGCUACCUGCGGGGCAGGUGUUUGGAAUGAAUCCUACCUUCAGCCUAGGAGUUGUUUCUGCCUCAGCUUUUAACUCAGGCACUUCAGGUAACGUGAUCCAUGUGUGUUUUGACGGACUCUCCUCAUCCCCCGCUUCCCUGUGCGGUCUAGGGAAGCACGUCUCCAGACUGUCCCCAGUCCUGUCCCACCCCUUAACUCCCACGUCACAGCUUCUCACGGCAUGCGACAAGAGCUAGGCCUAUCUGCGAGGGCCCUGCGGCUCAGGUCUGACCUGGAUCGCCUUGCCCGAGUCGGGAGACCCCUCUCCAGAAGCCAUUCUGCAGCCCCGUCCGCUCUGCGUCACCCGAGAACACAGGCCUCGCAGCCUUGCUCUCUGAAAUGGUGUGUCCGCGGGUAAGACGGUCGCGCAGAGAAAAUGCAAGCCCGUUUUCCCUAGCGGUGCCGUUUGGUGCUCUGGGGCCGCCGCGCAAGGGAAUACUGAUGGGACGAGCGGCACCGGCUCCGAUUUGGGGCCCUCACCAGAGCUUAUCUUUAAAAACGGGCGGGAAGCUCAGGCGUGUUUGCGUUUCGGCGAGCCAGGUCCUGACCUGCAGCCAUCCACCACACUCAGUGUGGUUGCACCUCACCGAGCAGGUGCAGGCCUGGGGUCUUUUGAGUAGCGUGACUGCCUAGAAGUAACACAUGGAGAAUUUCCAUCUUGGGAUCAUGCACACAGUGCCCAGGGGAGUAGUUUUUGCUCUGAUAGCGAUGAGGAAUUCUAUCAUCAAACAGUCAGUUGACUUCUUUUUUCAGAUCAGGGAUGGGAAAGAGCCACACUGGGUACCUCCCGCGUGUGCCCCGUGAACAGCCCCUUGCGGCUGGGCUGUGGGGCUUGGCUGCUGCCUUGUCCCAUCUGGGGGUUAACACCUCCUCCCUGCUCUGCCCGCCCCCCUCUCCAUACUCCAAAGCCAGUUGCAGCCUCAGCCCUACGUGAGGAUGCAGAAAGCCAUAGUGUCCACGCCGCUGCUGAAAUUGUUUACAUCUGUGCUCUCAACCUGCCUUGGGUUUGUGUUAAAUGGUGUUAAAUUCUGCAAACGGAGGGGAGGAAAUCAAAUUCUAAAUUCCAAAGUGAAUUUAAGGAAAAUUUGUAAAAAAUUAUCCUACCACCCCUUUGAGUCCACCUGAGAUGGGCCACACUGCAGCAAGACAGUCCCUACGGGAUUUGGCUUUCACGGGUGUUUAGAAAACAAACUGUUGAUUUCUCUAGGAAAACUCCUUUGGUUAGGGGGAUGCAAGAAGGGAAGAUGAAGGCCAGGCACAGUGGCUCACUCCUGUAAUCCCAGCACUUCGGGAGGCCAAGGCAGGCAGAUCUCUUGAGGUCGGCAGUUUGAGACCAGCCUGGCCAACAUGGUGAAACCCCAUCUCUAGUAAAAAUACAAAAAUUAGCUAGUCAUGGUAGCGGGUGUCUGUAAUCCCAGUUACUUGGGAGGCUGAGGCAGAAUUGCUUGAACCCAGGAGGUGAAGGUUGCAGUGAGCUGAGAUCGUGCCACUGUACUCCAGCCUGGACGACAGAGCGAGACUGAGGUCUCAAAACAAAAAAAGAAGGAAAGGUGAAAACCGGAUCUUGGAGCUCUGUGGGCCCGGAUUGCAGGCCCCUCCCUGUGUGAUGAGGGUUGGGCCAGCUGGGGGAGUCACCUGGUCAGCCUGCUUGCCACACCUGGUCAUCAGGAGGUUGAAGAAAGCCUUGAUCGUUGUGAAGCACUAAGCAGAUACAAGUGUUUAAUUUUGUAGAAAUUAACUUUCCCCUCUGGCCUUUAUCUCCCUAGUUGGUAUUGUAGCCCCAUGCAGACUGCAAUCAAGUUUUUGACUGUGACUCAACAUUGCAAAGUGCUAAAUAGGAAGAGGUCACCCCACGUUGCUAUCCACCCCCUCCCUGACCAAGCCAAUAUAAUCGCAACAUGUACUUGGUCCUUGGUGUCUUGGAGUGACAUCUGCAGCCAGUCAGUGCCCCCUGAGUCCAGCACUUGUACUUUUACAUGGUGUGUGUGUGAGUAGCUCUGAUGCCCAAACCAUAAUUUCAGGUUCAACCACUUGUAGCUGAAAGCUUUAUUUUAGAACAAUAAACUGAUUUUUUCCAGAUGGGUGAUAUCUUCCACCCAUGACUAUGUUUUCUUAACUUUGCGUUGAAUCUAUUUACUGGGUUACAUUCUAUGUGUAGUUUGUUUUUUCAUUUAUUGCUCUUUUCUUUUAAAAUGCUCAUGUCUUAUUCCAAGCAUCAUCCUCCAAAGCCCCCAAAAAGCUGCAUCUCCAACCAGUUGUUAUGCCAAUAAGGUUUUAUUUAACUUUAUUUAAGGAUGAUUGUAUCUUCGAACUGCAAAUGUACUGCUGCUUCCUACCUGCAAGACGCACAAUGUAUGUUUUAAGGGUGAGCAAGUGUUAUUUGUUAAAUUCAUCAGAUGCCUGUAGUGACUAUUGUUUCUGCCUCUCAAUUGUUGCUAGCUCUUUGAAGAAGGGGAGAAUUGUGUGGGUGUUUGUGUGGGAUGUUUCUGAUAUGCUGCUACAGUUGCAACACUGGAGCUAGAGAAAAUAAAGUAUUGAUCUUUGAA
Messenger RNA from Cebus imitator (Panamanian white-faced capuchin), 5179 nucleotides. RefSeq names its product solute carrier family 25 member 37 (gene SLC25A37). The record is from RefSeq and is a predicted model, not a curated record. The transcript has 4 exons. Gene Ontology annotation, biological process: iron import into the mitochondrion. NCBI's taxonomy places the organism in Eukaryota, Metazoa, Chordata, Mammalia, Primates, Cebidae. The coding region runs from base 659 to 1552 and encodes 297 amino acids. Gene Ontology annotation, molecular function: ferrous iron transmembrane transporter activity. Gene Ontology annotation, cellular component: mitochondrial membrane.